ACGGCGACACCGUACUUCCGGGAGCCGCCAUUUUACGCGAGGUGCAACCAGGCAGAGGUUUUAGCCGUGUUACUUACUUGUUAGUUACAAUACUUUGAAGAUGGUGAAGUGGUGUAGUUCUGGGACUUGUAGAAAUCAUCAUUGGAUGACAGAUAGUGAUGGAAAAUCCAAGAUUUCUUUCUUCAAGUUCCUCAGUCACGAAAAACAGCCAGGACGGAGGGCCCAGUGGGCGAGAGCUUGCGCUCGCGUCGAUCCCAUCACUCACAAGCCGUGGAAACCCAAGGGCACCGUGCAAUAUGUGUACAUCUGCUCGGCACACUUCAUUUCUGGGCAGCCUUCCAAGGAGCUUGGCCAUCCAGAUUACAUCCCGACCAAUUUUGCUACGCCUGGGAAACUACCAACAGCUGACAAGUGCCAGAAACUGAGAAGGUUCUCGAAUGCUAUGUGUCGUCAUGGCAAGAAGAUGCUUGGCAAAGCAAAUGGGCCCUCAAAAAAGAAGUGCAGAGUGGCUUACGCAGUCUCUGUUGGAGUGCAGGACACAUCCCUUGCAUCCUCCGAACCUCCACAGCAUCAACCUACUCCUGAUUCGCCUCAACCGUCGACCAGUUCAGUGUCUCCACCUUCCGUGCCUCAACAGAUGCUCUUUGAUGAGAUCUCUGCACUCAGAGCGGAAAGAGAUGCUGCUUUUGCUGAGAGGGACCAUGCUAGGGCCACCCUCAACUCUAUCUUCUAACACUGUUGCUGAAAACAAUGAGAAGUGUCAGUAUUACACCGGACUAACUUGGCCCAUUUUUCUAGCCACUUUUCAAUUCUUGCUAGUUUCGAUGAUAUGCAAAGGUACCCCAUCCAUCCCCUACAUUGAUCAGUUUUUUUUUAUAUGAUAGUGAAGUUGAAACAUGGCAUGAAGUUUGAGUAUUUGGCAGACCAGGUAGGCAUCCCUCAGAGCACGCUCAUAGAUCAUUUUUGGAAGUGGAUGGAUGUAGCCUUUGUGAAACUGAAGCGUUUUGUUAGUUGGCCAGAGAGGGAGCGCAUAUUUUCUAAUAUGCCACCUGCAUUCAAGGCUCUGUACCCUAGACUUACUUGCAUAAUAGAUUGUUUUGAAGUGUUCAUUGAAUCUCCAGGGAACCUUAAAGCUCGUGCCCAAGUCUGGUCAAAUUAUAAGCGUCACACCACUAUGAAGUUUCUUAUUGGAUGUAACCCACUUGGUGCCAUUUGUUUUCUGUCUGAUGCCUGGGGUGGGAGGGUGAGCGAUGUGGAAAUAGUACAUCAAAGCGGAUUCUUGACUAAAUGUGACCAUCACCCGGGUGACCAAGUUCUAGCGGAUAGGGGGUUUACAAUGAAGGAAGAGUUUGCGGGUAUUGCUGGUGUAGAGCUGCUCACACCAGCAUUCACUAAAGGGCAGAGUCAAUUACCAGCCAAACACCUUGAAUCCUCUAGGAAAUUGUCAUCGGUGAGAAUUCAUAUUGAGCGUGUGAUUGGCCUAAUGAAAAACCGUUUUGUUAUUUUGCAAGGCACUUUGCCGAUUCGACAUAUUAAAUCUCUGAAGGAUGAGGCAGAUCAGGUAGACAAAUCAAGUGCAGAUAAGAUAGUUGGGGUAUGUGCAAUUUUGACCAACCUUGGGGGUGGGAUUGUAUACAAGGAAUGAAUUUGUAUGUGUGGUUGCUAGUUCACAUGCUUACAUUUAGAGUUGACCAUGUUAUAUUUUGUAUGUUGAUUCUGUGAUACUUUACCUAAUAAAUGAUUGUUACAAGCUGGCUCUGCUUGUAACAUAAGGACAACAGUUCCACGCCGGA
Molecule: messenger RNA, 1793 nt
Organism: Gymnodraco acuticeps
Lineage: Eukaryota; Metazoa; Chordata; Actinopteri; Perciformes; Bathydraconidae
Exons: 3
Coding region: 101-733 (210 amino acids)
Source: RefSeq, a predicted model, not a curated record